AUGGACAUUCAACUCUUACGGGAGAUGGAGGAGGAGGAGGAGGAGGAGGAAGAGGCUCAUGGUCGCCUGGAUUAUGAGGAGGAGCAGAUGAGGCGUAGUAACCGAAAUAAGGGUAAGAGGGUGAUGAAUGAGGGAGAAUCCUCUAACCCCCCAGAACCAAACCCCCCUACUCUUGAUGUGACAUUGAUUCGGAAUAUUGUUCAAGAGGUGUUAGCAGAGAGUCAGGGGAGAGUUGUACCAGAAAGAACUGAGACCCCUGGACGAGGACGGCCCGCAAGACAAGAACGAGAGGGGCCGGUACCUCCAGUAGUACCGAAUCGAGUUGAUCCGGUUCAGGGGCUUGCAAGCCAACACCAGCCGUCAGAGUUUAAGGGCACAAGGGAUCCGCUGGAAGCAGAAGAGUGGUUUAAGUCCGUAGAGCGGAUAGUGGCCUUGUUUCCCAUGAACGACAGAGAGAGAAUCAGAUAUGCUAGUUUCCUGUUUCGGGGAGAUGCCCGAAUUUGGUGGGAACUAAUGGAAGAGACUCACGACUCGGUUUUAAUGACUUGGGCAGAAUUCAAAAGACUGUUUGAAGCCGAGUAUCGAACGGAAGACCGAGUACAUGAGAAAGUCCAAGAGUUCAUUAAUUUGAAACAGGGGACUAGUACGGUGAAGGAGUAUUCGGUAAGAUUCAAUUCCCUCGCCCGAUUUGCACCCGGGAUAGUGUACACUCCAGUGUUGAGGAGGGACAAGUUUGUACAGGGGUUGAAAUCCGAUAUUGCCCGAGAUGUGAUGACAGGAGCUGAGCCUCCUCAUACCUAUAGUGAGGCUUUAACAAGGGCGUUAAGGGCGGAGAUUUAUGUGAAUAAGCACAUUGCCGAAGAGUCAUCUUUACAGGUACUCAGUGAACCAUCCCCUGCUUUGCAGAGGGAGAGGGUGGAUGCAUCAAGGAAUAGAGAAGUAAGGGUCAAGAAGAAGUUCCAACCCAAGAAUAACAGGAGGGAUUGGCAGAACAAGCGGCCCAGAACCGAAGGGUUGCCCCUUUGUGCUAAAUGUGGAAGGAACCAUUCGGGGGAAUGUUUAAGGGAUAGAAAUGUGUGUUACAGGUGCCGUCAGCCAGGGCAUCUGAAGAAGGAUUGUAAAGCUCCGUUUCCGACCGCAGCACAGGGUUCGAGAGGUACUAAUGCCAGAGUUUUUACGGUGGCUCAGGGUGAAGCUGAGGCCAGUCCAUCAGCUGUUUGA
Pistacia vera is the source of this 1221-nucleotide messenger RNA. RefSeq lists its product as uncharacterized. NCBI's taxonomy places the organism in Eukaryota, Viridiplantae, Streptophyta, Magnoliopsida, Sapindales, Anacardiaceae. The transcript is spliced from 3 exons. Bases 1 to 1221 code for a protein of 406 amino acids. The record is from RefSeq and is a predicted model, not a curated record. Gene Ontology annotation, molecular function: zinc ion binding; nucleic acid binding.